AGCAGCAUCAGUGUCUCCUCCCAGCAUGAGGUAACGCCUCUCUCUCUUCAUGGAGAUAAAACCUCUGCUCCUCUCUGCCCUCUUCACGCACAGUUAGCAGCUCAUGAACACAUCUCCAGGACGCGCGUCUCUUCACUCCUGUCUGUCCAGCAUUACAAGUCUCGCUCCCAUGUUUUGAGUCCGCUAUACAAGCGGAGACAGUCCACCAUGUCCACCGGGUCUCUCAGCGAUGUCGACGACGAGCUCCUGGACGGCAUCCUGAAGUUCGGCUCCUCCGGGAAAGACUCCAACGAGAGCACGGAGGAGAGCUCCAACUGCGAGGGCACGUGCGCCAACGACGCGCCGGGGAAGAAGAAGAAGACUGCGUCUCGGAAAACUGCAUCCAAGGGUGUGGUGCUGCAGGAGGGCAAGCACGGGCAGAGGAACGCAGCGAACGCACGGGAGAGAGCCAGGAUGCGCGUGCUGUCCAAAGCGUUCUCCAGGCUGAAGACGACCCUGCCCUGGGUACCGGCGGACACCAAGCUCUCCAAGCUGGACACGCUGCGUCUCGCGUCCAGUUACAUCGCUCACCUGCGGCAGAUACUGGCCAACGACAAAUAUGAGAACGGAUUUAUCCACCCUGUGAACCUGACGUGGCCUUUCAUGGUUGCAGGUAAGCCGGAGACCGAUUUGAAGGAGAUGCUGAACACAACCAGAUUAUGUGGAACAACAGCGUCGUGACGAAACCACGCAGACACCACUGUUUGUUUGAAAUGGACCAAUGAUUUUCAAAUAAGAAAAAAGAACAGGACUGAAAUGCACGUCUCAUCUCCGGGGACACUGAGUGGGAAUAAUGGAGAGAGUUUUCUCUCCUCUUCUUUCCUGUAAAGACAUUUUUAUUUAAAUGCUUCCUGUCACCAAAUGUUGUCUUUGCUGGUUCAAAGAUAAAUUGCGUGCUUUUAUAGCAGCAUUUUUUUUAUACUCUGCAAAUGCAUUUUUUUUUUUACCUGUUCUGGCGGUUUCAUUACAAAGGAUGUCUACUGUUGUACAGACUGGGCUACGUGUAUAUAAAAUAUAUUUGUAUCACUUUUAAA
Messenger RNA from Notolabrus celidotus (New Zealand spotty), 1073 nucleotides. It is a transcript of the gene tcf21, whose product is annotated as transcription factor 21. Bases 208 to 720 code for a protein of 170 amino acids. Gene Ontology annotation, molecular function: protein dimerization activity; RNA polymerase II transcription regulatory region sequence-specific DNA binding; DNA-binding transcription factor activity, RNA polymerase II-specific. Lineage: Eukaryota; Metazoa; Chordata; Actinopteri; Labriformes; Labridae. The transcript has 2 exons. Gene Ontology annotation, biological process: developmental process; regulation of transcription by RNA polymerase II. The record is from RefSeq and is a predicted model, not a curated record.